This is a messenger RNA of Saprolegnia parasitica CBS 223.65, 459 nucleotides long. RefSeq lists its product as hypothetical. Bases 38 to 412 code for a protein of 124 amino acids. The transcript has a single exon. The record is from RefSeq and is a predicted model, not a curated record. NCBI's taxonomy places the organism in Eukaryota, Oomycota, Saprolegniomycetes, Saprolegniales, Saprolegniaceae.
UCCGUGGUCUCCACACUCUUACCGAUUAUUGACAACUAUGCACCGCAAGCCUUCCAAGCAAUCGGCCGACCUCGCGCUUUGCCAGUACACGUACAAGCCGUGCUCGCACCCACGCUCGACCAAGCGCAACGGCGCGCUCCACCUCCUCUGCGAGUUCCACCGCACCAAGGCCAACCGCAUCCAGCAGGCGUACGCAGCCAAGAAGCGCCUCCGCCAAAUGGAAGCGUUCGCGCCCGCGUCGCCGACGUCGACGGAUACGACGUGGCAAGCGGUGCCCGAGCUCACGUUUUCACCCGACGACUUGCGUGCGAUCGAGGCCAUGACCUUUGCUGAGCCGUCGGACCAUGCUGCCGUGCUCGAAUCGGUCUUUCGUGACUUUUUGAGCGACCCCCUCGACUGCUACAGCCUCUAAGCACGGCACCAUUUAAUUUAAUACCUAGACUCCCUUGUACUCUUCGC